AAAGACAAAGUUUAUCAUCCAUGAUCCAUAAUCCAUUCAAUCUAUUUUUCUCUCUAAAUUUAAGAUAAUCACGAAAAUCUUAUUGAAGAAUAUAUCAUAAUUUUAGAUCAUAAUAUAUGGAGAAGGAUAAGUGUAAAAGUGAUGAGCAAGAACAACUGCUAUUGAAGUUAGAAGAGGGUAACACUGAUUAUGAAGGCGGUGCCACCUUCGUUCUCUUCUUUAGCGUCUUUAUUGCCAUAUGUGGAUCCUUCGUUUGCGGCUGCGCUAUGGGUUAUUCCUCCCCCGUGCAGUCUGGAAUCGUUGCUGACUUAAGACUGUCCACAGCUGAUUAUUCCUUGUUUGGAUCAAUGUUGACUGUUGGAGGAUUAUUAGGCUCAUUAGUUUGUGGUAAACUUACAGAUUACAUUGGUCGUCGAGGCACUAUGGGGUUAUCUGACAUACUCUACCUCAGUGGAUGGCUUUUAAUAGCAUUUUCUAAGGGUGCUUGGACUCUUGAUAUUGGUAGACUAGCUGUUGGUUGUGCUAUGGGGCUUACUGUUUAUGUGGUUCCUGUGUACAUAGCAGAAAUUACUCCAAAGAACCUUCGGGGAGGGUCUGUGCUUCUCCAUCAGUUCAUGUUAUGCUGUGGAAUAGCACUAGUUUACCUUUUAGGACUUGUGACAACCUGGCGUAUCUUAUCUUUGAUAGGUGCUUUCCCGUGCAUCAUACAGUUGUUGGGCUUAUUUUUCAUUCCGGAGUCUCCUAGGUGGUUGGUAAAGGUUGGUCAGGACAAAGGGUCUGAAGCUACCUUGCGACGACUUAUGGGGGAGAAAUCCGAUAUAGCUAAAGCAGCAGCAAAAAUCAAAGACUAUACUGAAGCUGUUGGAUAUGUAUCAGAAGAUAGCUUCUUUAGUGUGUUCCAAAUGAAAUAUGCUUACGCGCUUAUGAUAAGUCUUGGGCUCAUGGCUCUAGCAUCAUUUGGUGGGACAAAUGGGAUUUUGUUCUAUGCAGCCACAAUAUUCAAAUCCGCUGGAAUUUCAGGUCCUUUGGGUACCGUAGCAAUGGCUCUUAUUCAGCUUCCUCCCACAUUUUUGGGUGUAUUUUUGAUGGAUAGGUGUGGCAGACGACCACUUUUGCUGUUUUCUGUGACUGGAAUGGGAACUGCUUGUCUAUCAGUAGCAGUAUCAUUUUUUCUGAAGGAAAAGGGGUGGAUGACGGGUUUUAGUCCCUAUUUGGCGCUCAUUGGCAUUCUGAUCUUUUCUGCAACAUAUCCUGUAGGAAUGGGAGGGAUACCAUUUGUUAUCAUGUCAGAGAUAUUUCCGAUCAAUGUGAAAGGAGCAGCUGGAAGCUUAGCUACAAUCGUCAGCUGGUCCAGUGCUUGGAUUGUCUCUUACACAUUUAACUUUAUGAUGGAUUGGAGCUCAUCAGGCACAUUCUUCAUAUUUACAAGUAUCAAUAUUUUGUCUUUGCUAUUUGUGGCAAAACAUGUUCCUGAAACAAAGGGACGCACGUUAGAAGAAAUACAAGAAUCACUUACGAGUACUUUAUAUUAGAACUAUAUGUACAUGUCGUAAUAGGAGAAAUUAUACACGUAGAUAUUUAUAAUCAAUCCUGUUAUAGUUAAUACAAUAGGUUUUUUUCCCGAUAUAUGGUUUGGAGUUUAGUAGUAUAUAUUUCCAACCUAAAAUGUACAGUUUGUAUGAAGUUGGAAUUCUUUGUAAUGCUGAGCAAUAAAUUUCUCAUGUAGCUCAUUGGCAAAUUAAUUUGCCAGGGCAAUUGUAUAAAUGUAGUACAUAAUAUAUACAGUUGUCUGUAAUAUCUUGAAAUGAAAAUUACUUAUUGCUGGUC
Messenger RNA from Beta vulgaris subsp. vulgaris (sugar beet), 1827 nucleotides. RefSeq names its product sugar transporter ERD6-like 5. The coding region runs from base 117 to 1532 and encodes 471 amino acids. Gene Ontology annotation, molecular function: sugar transmembrane transporter activity. NCBI's taxonomy places the organism in Eukaryota, Viridiplantae, Streptophyta, Magnoliopsida, Caryophyllales, Amaranthaceae. The transcript has 16 exons. The record is from RefSeq and is a predicted model, not a curated record. Gene Ontology annotation, cellular component: membrane. Gene Ontology annotation, biological process: carbohydrate transport; transmembrane transport.